AUGGACAAGAAAAAUGCCAUUCGGAGAGCCAAGAGGCCGUCUAAAGUGCUUGAAGAAAAUUAUUGGGAUUGCAGCGUAUGUACCUAUAGGAACAAUGCAGAAGCCUUCAAAUGUUCGAUGUGCGAUGUCAGGAAAGGUACGUCGACGCGGAAGCCUCGUAUCAAUCCAGCAUUGGUUGCGGCACAAGCAGCUGGCACAGCACCCACCAGCUCACAGAAGCGACCACGAUCAGCCAACUCCCUUAAGAAGAAACGACGGCAUCCGCCAAGACUUAGCAAUGUCGACCGAAGCUCAGCGCAGACUAGGGAGGUAACUGUAAGUGGAGUAACUGUUGUUAUAACUGAAUACAAGCCGAAGAAAUCCGUGUCAAGCAGUUCUAGUGACGUGGAGUCUUCGAAUGACGCAAGACCAUGA
Messenger RNA from Arctia plantaginis, 414 nucleotides. NCBI's taxonomy places the organism in Eukaryota, Metazoa, Arthropoda, Insecta, Lepidoptera, Erebidae. The record is from the annotation of a GenBank genome assembly.